UAUUGCUGCAGUUCUCGCUGGAGGGGUGGAUCUAAUGGUUAUACGAGGAUGAUUUUUUUGGCCAUUGGUGGUUUAUAAUUCCACCAUAGAUCACUUGCCUUUAAAACCAGGUUCGAGCAAGUGUCUGCCAUCAUUUCUUACUUGGGGCGGGUUUUCUUUUCUCCUUUUGUAAAAAUACAGAAGGUCAGCGAUUGCCCCAGAAUAGUUAGAGGAACUUUUAGCCCCUUUAGCCCUUUUGUAACCUUGCUCCUCGUAAGGUCAUCUUGAUUGAAUGCCAUCGUCUCUCUGUCUCCGACCCAAAAUCUCUGGAUCUCGAUCCUUGCUAGUUGCUUAAACCCUUUCUCUCCCAAAAGCUCACAAAAAGAAAGCAUAUGGCGAUGAUAUCUGUUCAAAAUCUGGUUAAAGAAAGAAAAUACCCUUUCAUCUUCGCUCUUGCUAUCUUACUCGUUUCCGCCACUAUCUUCUUCUUAUACUCAAACAAUCUUCAAUCUCUCACAUUCUCUCUCGGAGAUCUCCAAAAAUCUAACCCCACUGCCUCAAAACCUUCUCAAAACGCCACCAUCUCACCUGACACCACCCAAAAAGUCGAUGAUGCCAACGAUGAUACCAAGAGCGAUGAUAGUAAUGAUUCCAAUUCAUCAAAUGAUUAUGAAAAUAAUAAUACUACUAUUACUAAUAUUGAUAAUAAUGAUCAUAAUAAUUUACUAAUAGUUGAUUUGAAGAUAAAAUGGGUGGCGUGUAAAGGACCGGUGGCAGUGGAUUAUAUACCGUGUUUGGAUAAUUCCCAGGCUAUAAAAGAGCUGAAAUCAAGAAGGCAUAUGGAGCAUAGAGAGAGGCAUUGCCCGCAACCAAGUCCAAGGUGUUUGGUGCCUCUUCCUAAUGGUUAUAAAGUGCCAGUUCCGUGGCCGAAAAGCAGGGACAUGAUUUGGUAUGAUAACGUUCCACACCCUAAGCUUGUCGAAUACAAGAAGGAUCAACAUUGGGUGAUUAAGAAGGGGGAUUUUCUUGUUUUCCCUGGUGGUGGUACCCAAUUCAAGGAUGGGGUUACUAACUACAUCAAUUUCAUUGAAAAGACUUUGCCAAGUAUUGAGUGGGGGAGGCACACUAGGGUAAUUUUAGAUGUUGGUUGUGGCGUUGCCAGCUUUGGUGGCUAUUUGCUGGACAGAGAUGUUAUUACCAUGUCAUUUGCCCCAAAGGAUGAACAUGAAGCUCAGAUUCAGUUUGCUCUGGAGCGGGGAAUUCCUGCUACGCUUUCUGUCAUUGGCACACAAAAGUUGACAUUUCCAGAUAAUGCUUUUGAUCUGAUUCAUUGUGCUCGAUGCAGGGUUCAUUGGGAUGCAGAUGGAGGGAAACCACUAAUGGAACUCAACAGAAUUCUCAGACCUGGGGGUUUCUUUGUGUGGUCUGCUACUCCAGUAUAUCGUGAUGAUGACAGAGAUCGCAAUGUUUGGAAUUCUAUGGUAGCUUUGACAAAAUCUAUAUGCUGGAAGGUUGUGGCCAAGACUGUUGAUUCAUCAGGAAUCGGACUUGUAAUAUAUCAGAAGCCUGUCUCAUCUUCCUGCUAUGAAAAACGCCAAGAAAGCAAUCCUCCUCUUUGUGAGCAGCAGGAUGAGAAGAAUGCUCCAUGGUAUGUACCUCUCAGUGGAUGUCUUCCUAGACUUCCAGUUGAUAGCAUGGGUAACCUGGUUGGCUGGCCAACACAAUGGCCUGAUAGAAUUAGCAGUAAGCCACCAAGCCUGACAACCCUGUCAGAUGCUGAAGAGAUGUUCAUCGAGGACACCAAACAUUGGGCAUCUCUUGUAUCUGAUGUUUAUCUGGAUGGCCCUGCUAUAAACUGGUCGAGUGUGCGGAAUAUAAUGGAUAUGAAUGCUGGCUAUGGAGGAUUUGCAGCAGCCCUCAUUGACCUUCCUUACUGGGUGAUGAAUGUUGUCCCCACACACACGGAAGAUACUCUGCCCAUUAUUUUUGACAGAGGGCUGAUUGGAAUCUAUCAUGACUGGUGUGAGUCUUUGAAUACCUAUCCGAGAACAUAUGAUCUAUUGCACGCCAGCUUUCUCUUCAGAAAUCUAACUCAAAGAUGUGAUAUUAUAGAUGUAGCUGUGGAGAUGGAUCGCAUCCUGCGACCUGGUGGAUAUAUUUUGGUUCAAGACACUAUGGAGAUGGUUAACAAGCUAAAUUCAGUAUUGCGUUCGAUGCAGUGGUCAACGAGCCUCUAUCAAGGACAGUUUCUCGUUGGUAACAAAGGGUUUUGGCGUCCCAAAUAAUGGUGAAAUAGUGGGCAGAGGUCGUGAUUCAACAUGUGAUAUCAAUUGGGAUUAAAAAAAUACAUGGUCUUAUUAUCAAGCUAUUAAAGAAUUUUGAUGAAAAUAUUAUUGAGAGCUGUUUGAUUACUGCAACUAGAAGAUCGCCCCUCUUUUGGUGGUGUAAAUCUUUAUAGCGCAUCUUAUAUGAACAAAAAGAGAUCAGAGCGGUUGAUUCAAUUACUGAAAAUUGUGUGGUUAUCCUGCCAAUGUAUAAAAGUUUAAUUGUAUAAAAACAUACACGAUCUCUUAGUCGUUUGAAGUUUGCUACAAUGCUGAUAUCAACAGACAGACGCCUGUAUCCAGUUUGUUUGAAUAUAGCAGCUGCUUUUUAUUAUUUUCUUCAAA
Populus trichocarpa (black cottonwood) is the source of this 2648-nucleotide messenger RNA. RefSeq names its product probable methyltransferase PMT23. Gene Ontology annotation, cellular component: trans-Golgi network; cytoplasm; endosome. The record is from RefSeq and is a predicted model, not a curated record. NCBI's taxonomy places the organism in Eukaryota, Viridiplantae, Streptophyta, Magnoliopsida, Malpighiales, Salicaceae. Bases 372 to 2264 code for a protein of 630 amino acids. Gene Ontology annotation, molecular function: methyltransferase activity. The transcript has 8 exons.